Chlamydomonas reinhardtii is the source of this 5165-nucleotide messenger RNA. RefSeq lists its product as uncharacterized. Gene Ontology annotation, molecular function: starch binding. The record is from RefSeq and is a predicted model, not a curated record. Lineage: Eukaryota; Viridiplantae; Chlorophyta; Chlorophyceae; Chlamydomonadales; Chlamydomonadaceae. The transcript is spliced from 19 exons. The coding region runs from base 593 to 4039 and encodes 1148 amino acids.
CUUUCUUGGCAGCGGCGGUGUACGAAAAACACAGCGCAGCGAAGGAGCGUCCCGCGCAACACCCGCGAUAGUGCCCGCGUGACGCUUUGACUCUUCCUUGCUUCCUUUGGUCUUUUUCUGUUGUCGGGUAUCAGCGCAGUCCAAACAACUAGUAUUCCAGCGCUGACUGGAAAAGUCGCCGGGAUGAAUGAAUGUCCUCACGAAUAUGCAAAGCCGAUGGCCCGCAGCUUAUCUGGAAAUUUUCCGUUGAAACGCCAUCACAAAGCAAAACGGACACGGCUCCACGCAUAGGUAACAUUGAAACGAAGCACUAUCACCGUCCAGCACGCAGCGUCGACGGAGCUCCGCUUAGCACGGAUACCGCAGAUUUGGGACCACCUUUAUAGAAGCGCGUCGGUGCGGAAGUUCAUCGGAGACGUGCGUGAGGGUCAGAGCGACCAGCGCGCAACGGAAAGGCGCAGACCAGCGGCUGCGCUAGCGCUCGCCGGGGUGCGGUGCUGCUACGGAGCCAUAUCCUCCACCUGAACCAGCGCGGUCUUGGCCUUAACUGGCUUGUUGACUAGCCGCGAGGUCGAAGCCCAGUUUCGGACAGAUGAGGCAAUCAAGACCCCUGAAUGGACGGGGAGCGCCCUUGAGUCGCCAUGCUGGCGGUGGCUUGCAUACGGCUCCAAGUCGGGGGCCCGUUCCCCUGCGUGUGGCUAUGCCGAUGGGCAGCGGUGGUGGCGGAGACUUCACAGGCGGCGUGAAGGAAGCAUUGCGCCGGGUGGGUGCGGACCUGCGCUCCGCUUUCAAUACAGUGGUUCUGGACCUCCCGCCCACACACCUGCCCGAGCAGCAGUCGACAGACCCACAGCAACAACAGCAACAACAACAACGUCAGCAGCAGCAGGAUGUAAACCAGGCUGUUGCCAACACGGCCCUGGCCGCAGCCGCCGCCGCCGCUGUGGAGGUCGCGACGGCGGCGGGCGCGACUGGUGCGGCCCUGGCUUUCAAGGAGCAGGACGAUGAGGCGUCGGUGGUCGAGGCGCUGAAGCCGUUCAGCCGGGUGCGCAGCGUGCCGCUGGCGGGCGGGCAGCUGGACAUCAUCAAGUGGCGCGGGGACCGCAUGCUGAGGGUGUGGACGCCGCAUGGCUACACGCGCGCCGACGCCGCGCGCGAGGCCUUCCCGGUCAUCUACUUGAACGACGGCCAGAACCUGUUUGACGACAAGCUUACGCUGAGCGGGCACGCCUGGCACGCGGCGGAGGCGGCGGCGGGCCUCAUCUACCACGGCCAGCUGCCGCCCUUUGUGAUCGUGGGCAUCGAUCACAGCGGCCCCACUCGCUCCUAUGACUACCUGCCCUGCCCGCCCGGCACCGCGGGCGGCUACCGCGCGGACGCCGAGAAGUGGCCGGGCGGCGGCGUGGACGCCUACCUGCAGGAGGUGCUUGGCGAGGUGCUGCCAUUCGCGGAGAAGGAGUACGGCGUCUCCAAGGAGCCCUCCCUGCGCUCCUUUGGCGGCAGCAGCUUCGGCGGCAUCUGCGCGCUGUGUGCGGCGCUGCGGCACCCGGGCGUGUUUGGCUCCUUUCUGGUGGAGAGCCCCAGCCUGUGGUUCGGCGACGAGCGCAUGCUGCGGGAGGAGCUACCCGGCUUCCAGGGGCCCUGGCCGGCGCGUGUGUUCCUGGCUAUGGGCACCAAGGAGUACAGCGGUAUCCGAAAGACCACGGAGCCGGAGUUCGACGCCAAGCUGGUGGAGCUGACGCACGAGCUGGCGGAGGUGCUGGAGGGCCGCGGCGGGCUGACCAAGGGCACACGGCUCAAGGUGGUGAUUGAUGAGGGCGCCACCCACACCGAGUCCGCCUGGGCCGCCCGCCUGCCGCGCGCGCUGCGCUUCCUGGGCCUGCACUGGUGGCGCCCGGUGCUGGCGGCCCGCGCCGACCGCCUGUACUUCACCUUCCCGCGGCGCCUGCAGGCGGGGCAGUCCGGUGUGCUGUUCUUCAACCAGGCUCGCUCUCUGGCUCUGGCCGGCAAGCCGCGCGACCACAUGAAGAUGGCGUUCGGCUUCAACGUGGAGUGGUCCGUGGGCGCCGGCCGCGUCAACAUGACGCCCGCCGCCGGCCUGGCGGCUCUGCGCCAGGAGCUGCAGCAGGGGCAGCCCAAGCAGCCCAAGCAACUGCCGCAACAGGCGGCGCAGAAGCAGCCGGCGCCCGUGCAUGCGCCUGCGCAGGAGGCGGCGGAGGCGGCACAGGCGCAGCACACGGAGAAGCAGCAGAAGCAGCAGCCGCAGGUGUCGGUUGCGACAGAGUUGGAGGCGCUCGUAAGCGAGGUGCGCGAGGUGGCGGCGGCGGCCGCGGCGGAGCACGCGGCGCCUGCUGGCGUGGCUGCGGCCACUGCCGCCGCGCUUGCUGCCAACGCCGUCAUCGUGCACCACCACCAACAGGAGCCUGCUGCUGCCGCCGCGCCUCCACCUCCGUCGCCACCCCCGCAACCCGCCACCCCGGCCACCCCCGCCGCCGCCGCCAACAUUGUGGGCGACUCGCCGGUGCACUUCGACGUGCACGGCUCCGGGUCCUGGCUGCAGGCGUCCUUCAUGGUGCCCCCCGAGGCGUAUGAGAUGCACAUGGCCUUCAGCGACGGCGGCGACGGCGGCCAGGGCGUGUGGGACAACAACGACGGCCUCAACUUCUACGCGCGCGUGCGCAUGCCCAUGACCGCGGCACAGCGCAGCCACACAGUGGACCAGGCGCUCGCGGAGGGGCCGGCCUGGGGCAACGUGCAGGACAUUGCGCACAAGCGCGGCGGCUCGCCGUUCUUCACCACGCCCGAGGUGCUGGUGGCGGGCGAGCCAGCGGUGCUGUAUGUGAACCGGCGGCGCCUGGGCCAGGGCCUCAGUGACGAUCCCAACCUGAAGGUCCACUUCGGCUUCAACUCCUGGGCCGUGGGCGGGCAGGAGCAGUGCCUCAAGCCCACCAGCCUGUGGCGCGGCCACGACAUUGACUGGUGGUCGGUGCCCUUCAUGGUGCCCCGCGAGGCGGCGGACAUGUCGUUCGUGCUCACCAACGGCGCCGGCACGUGGGACAACAACCACGGCUGCAACUACGUCUGCACCGUCAAGGCCGCGCGCAACGCAACGGUGGCGCCGGCCAUGCCGCGCGGCGUGGAGAACGUGGAGAGCAUGCCGCACGGCGCAGGCAUGCUACACAUCGUGACCUUCACCAAGCGCGAGGGCGCCGAGACGGCCCGCCGCGCCAACAAGUGGACGGAGGAGAAGCGCAUGCGCGUGUGGACGCCGCCGGGCUACGACCCGGCCAACCCGCCGCCCGGCGGAUACCCAGUGCUGUACAUGCAGGACGGCCAGAACAUGUUCGAGGACUGGUUGGCUCACCAGGGCGUGUCCUGGCGUGUGGGCUACACCGCCUCCGACCUCAUCAGCAACGGCGAGCUGCCGCCCUUCGUGGUGGUGGCAGUGGACUCGGCCGGGGCCAUGCGCAGUCUGAACUACCUGCCCUACCCGCCCGGCACCGGCGCCGGCGGCUUCCGCGGCGACGCCGAGCGCUGGCCGGGCGGCGGCCUGGAGGGCUACAUGACCCGCAUCGUGGAGGAGAUCAUGCCGCUGGUGCAGCAGCGCUUCCACACCAGCAGCGACCCGGCCAAGGUGGCGUUCGGCGGCGGCAGCUUCGCGGGCGUGGCGGCGCUGUACGCGGCCAUGCACUACCCGCACGUGUUCGGGGUGGUGCUGGCGGAGAGCCCCAGCCUGUGGAUCGCGGAGGGCCGCUUCCUGCAGGACAUGCGCGCGCACCGCGGCAUGCUGCCGGAGCGGCUGUUCCUGGGCUGCGGCACCAAGGAGUACAGCGCCACGCGCGACCACGUGCGCGACGACGUGGACGGCCUGCUGCUGCACUACUGCUGCGAGGCGGCCUCCAUACUGCAGUCGCAGGGCCUGCGCGGCGACCGGCUGCGGUUCCUGGUGGAGGAGGGCGCGGGCCAUCACGAGCUGGCUUGGCAGUGGCGUCUGACGGGAGCCAUGCGCUUCCUGUUCAACAGCUGGUGGACGGAGUAAUGUAGGAGGGCCAGAGCAAGGCAGGCUGCCUUCAGGUGCGAACCACGGGCGUGCCCUGCAAGACACAGCUGCGUAAGCCGGGACCGUUGUGCUGCUGCUGGAUGCAGAGCUGGAGCUUGAGAGCUAGCGUGCAUGUAAACAUCGUAUGUGUCGGAUAUUUUGGGGGAUAUCUAGCUUGUGUCGGGCCCAGCCGCAAGCCUGCCAGCGGCCGUUACAUGCUAUAUUACAUGCUUGGAUAGCCCGGAGGGUUGGCCGCAGCCUGGCCGUGCGGAUGCACUACGCGUGCUGGCGCGCAAUGUACGCAUACUGUGAUGAAGAGCGAACGUUGCGGGGACAAACGUGGGGAUACGGCAGGGAUGUGUUGUGCGUUAGCAAAAGAGCGGCAGCUCUUUUAAAUUGCCUGAACUGGGGUCGUGUUGGUUCGUUACAUGGCGUGGCGUGAGCCAGGAUGGGGUGCAUGGAUGUUGUGUGUCCUCGUGUGUACCGUUUGCAUCAUGGCGUAUGGGGAAGAGCACGUGUGCGAGUGAGCGCCGUGCUGGUGAGCCGGAGAGUGAGUCGAUGGAGCGUGCUGCAUGCCUGCUUUUUGCGUCAGGUUAGCGUGUGCAUUCUUGUGGGUAUUGCAGGUCUGGCAGUCGAAUGGUCAAUGGUUGGGACAACGUGAGAGAAGCAAGUAUCAAGGUGGCACGGGACACACAUGACUUACGUGCAGGGUCAACGGUAAUCAUACGGUAGUGGAGACCAGAUUGUCCUAGGGGUUGGGCUUUGAAAGGCGCAUGCACCGCCAGCGGGUUCAGUUGAGAGGCCGCGAGGUACGUCGUGAAGUUGCAUAAAACCCGUAUCGUUUUAGCACGGAACUACUGCCUGGUUGAGAGUUCAAACUGUUGCUCGGUUUGCUUCUGUGGCUGGUGGCCCAGCAGUUCGGGCCCGAGGUGAUGUGUACGCAAGGGCAGUUGGCAGAUAUUGUUUCCUGUGCCUGUGCCGGCGUAGUGUGAGAGAAGCCCAAGUAGGGCCCAGCGAGGGUGCCGUGAAUCUGAGAGCCGCUGAGGAGUUAAGAGUUUAUGUUUGCAGGUGCUGUGUGCGUUACAGGCAAACGCGUGCCGGAUGCGACGAAAUAUGUAGCUUUCCA